CAGAGUCAUUCAUUCAUUCACAAUCAAGUAGUAACUCACUAAGUUUAUUCAAAGUUCAAACAUACCAAAACACAAGAUGUCUCUAGUCAGUGACGAGAUCAAAGCCAAAUCAGAGGUAUACUAUGGAGAUGAAAUCUGCCAAAUCAAGUCCAAGGAACUGCUCAAGGAAAUAAGCAUGCCCAAUGGCCUUUUGCCAUUGAAAGACAUAGAAGAAUGUGGAUACCAUAGAGAGAGUGGUUUUGUGUGGCUUAAGCAGAAAGCAAGCUAUAACCACAAGUUUGUGAAAGUUGAUAGGCAUGUGAUCUAUGGUACUGAAGUCACUGCCACUGUUGAGGUUGGUAAGAUCAAGAAGCUAACUGGUGUGAAGGUGAAGGAGCUCUUGAUUUGGCUUCCUCUUCAUGAAAUCCUUAUGGAUGAACCACCUACUGGCAAAAUCACCUUCAAGGCUGUUACUGGGCUUUUCAGGACAUUCCCUGCCUCAGCUUUUGAGAUUGAAGAGGAAGUUAAGGAUGUGAAGGAAGAAAACAAAGAUCAAGUCAAAGAAACUGCACCUGCCACUGCUGCUCCUGUUGAAGUCAAAGAGGUCUGAAUCUGAUUCUGAAGUAUUCGUAUUCAUUAAAAUAAAUUUAUUAUUAUGUUAUGUUUCAAUACAUUGUAAUCCUUUCAAUUUCUUGCUUUAUAGUAAUGCUUGUUAUGUUUCAGAGUCUUUGAUUAUGCUGCUCUCAUUGAGCUGUUUACUUAAAGACUAAGAAUAUAUAAAAUUAUUAUCAUUUAUCA
Molecule: messenger RNA, 777 nt
Organism: Vicia villosa (hairy vetch)
Lineage: Eukaryota; Viridiplantae; Streptophyta; Magnoliopsida; Fabales; Fabaceae
Exons: 1
Coding region: 77-589 (170 amino acids)
Source: RefSeq, a predicted model, not a curated record